AUGCAGACUUUCCCCAUCCUCGUAGCUCUUGCCUUAGCUGGCUCCGCGGCUUCUCAGCAAAUUUGGGAUAUUUGGCAAACAACAUGGGAUCGUUCAAAGCUCUUCAGCUCUUUGUCUCCUACUUCCCCCAUCAACUUCGUCAUGCCAGGUCCGAUUGGCAGCGCGGAUAUCAUCCUCAACGAUGCAAUUAAAUUUCAGACUAUUGCCGGUUUUGGAGGCUCCCUCACCGACUCAUCUGCUCUCGUUUUGAACAACUUGAAGUCAACCAACUCUCAAAAUUACUGGACGUUGCUGAAUCAUAUGUUCUCCCCAACGUAUGCCGCUAACGCCGCUGGUCUCAAUUAUAUUCGUGUUACAGUCGGAGCUUCUGAUUUUUCUGCGAACCUUUAUAGUCUAGAUGACAGCAGCGGUGAUACAUCUUUCAGCAACUUCAAUAUCAACAAGGUCCCAUCCUAUGUUUUUUCCGUUCUCAAGGAUAUUCGGGGGAUCAAUUCUAAUCUGAAAGUCCACAUUAUCCCAUGGUCCCCACCAGGUUGGAUGAAGGAUAGUGGGAGUAUGAAUGGCGGAUCCUUACAGUCAAAAUACGUCCCUGCUUAUCCUACGUACCUUCUCAAAGCCGUACAAGGUUUCCAAAGUCAAGGUAUCGCCAUAUAUGCAAUAUCUAUUCAGAAUGAACCCCAGAAUAACAACCCUACAUACCCCACCUGCACAAUGUCGCCCGCUGUUGAAGCUCUAAUUGGCGCCGCACUGCGCACGCUCCUCAAUAUCAACGGUCUUUCAACUGUAAGAGUCAUUGGUUACGAGCAUAACUGGGAUGACGCUGGGGAAUACCCAGUGGCUCUGAUGGAGGACGCUGGAAACUCCUUCGCCGGCGUGGCGUUUCAUUGCUAUGCUGGCGCUGUUUCUAACCAAGACUCCUUCCACAACUCCUUCCCAACCAAGGAAAUCUACUUCUCAGAGUGCGCCGGAACAGUAGGGUCUGAUUGGUGGAGUGAUAUCAAGUGGUACAUGGAUAAUCUUUGGAUUGGGAGUCUCGAACACAACGCGAAAUCUGGUUUGAUGUGGAAUAUGGCUGCCGAUGCCAACGGAAAUCCGAAGCUGCCUGGUACAAAUAGUUGCGGCGGUGCGGGGUGCCGCCCUCUCGUCACAGUGAACGGCGACGGAAGCUACACCUUGAAUCAGGAGUUCUAUUCCAUGGCUCAAGCGUCGAAGGCAAUUAUUCCCAUCGAUCCCGCAGGCCCUUUCGGACAACGAAUUAGUGUUUCCGUUGGAGGGCCUCUCAAUUGGGCCCUCAGAGUUGGUGCAUACGUUAUCACAAGAGUAUCUUCGAGUGAUUGGUCGCAGGUCUCCAUUGUCGUGAUGAAUUGGGCCGAUGGAGGAAAUCCUACGCCUGUCACUGCUACAAUCGAAUUCCGAGGGAUGCAGGCGAAGUACACGUUUCCGGUCGGUGUAACGACCCUGUGGUGGUUUGCGCCCGCGGCGAGUAGCCAAGCCAGCACGACGAUGGAAUUUAUCGCCACGACGCUAGGUGCCGACGGGACUACGAAAGGCGCUGGAACCUUGAAGACCCCGAACGUGACACGUGCAAAUGAAACGACUGGUGAAUUCAUUCCCGUAAAUUCAACCUCUACGGUGAGGGGGAAAUUGACUUGA
Messenger RNA from Laccaria bicolor S238N-H82, 1653 nucleotides. RefSeq names its product glycoside hydrolase family 30 protein. Gene Ontology annotation, molecular function: glucosylceramidase activity. Bases 1 to 1653 code for a protein of 550 amino acids. The record is from RefSeq and is a predicted model, not a curated record. Gene Ontology annotation, biological process: glucosylceramide catabolic process. NCBI's taxonomy places the organism in Eukaryota, Fungi, Basidiomycota, Agaricomycetes, Agaricales, Hydnangiaceae. The transcript has 17 exons.